GCCCCACUUUGUCUGCUUACUGUACAGAAAUUUUUCCUAAAUCAGCGACGAAAGAUUUGAUAUUCUUCCUUUGUCCAAUUUCUGAGUCUUGAUUGCUAUCAGGAGGCUCAAACCUUGAACUAUAUACCAGGGCUUGCCGACUCUACCGUGAUUAUGGCUGCCACGCAUUCCCAACCGAAUGUGGCGGAUGAGCAUGAGGCCCAGUCUGUGGUUGAGUCAACUCAACCCAGCACUCGUCGAUCGAUUUUUCGAUCAAUCCCAUUCCAGAUUGCUAUUGCUAGUGGUGUAUCUUUCACCGCUCCCGGUAUGUGGGAUGCCUUGAACAAUCUGGGUGCUGGUGGCGCCGCAGAGCCCUACGCUGUGUCUGCAGCAAAUGCCUUGGUCUAUGGUCUUUUUGCAAUCGUCUGUGUCGCGGCCGGUGCCAUCAACAACCGUAUUGGUCUCCGUUAUGGAUUAACACUUGGAGCGAUCGGCUACCCCAUCUACGGUGCUGGUCUUUACACCAACAACACCUCGGCAAACACGUGGUUCAUGCUCUUCGGUAGUGCCUUAUGUGGUAUUUCUGCUGGAUUCUUCUGGGCUGCCGAGGCUGCCAUUAUCAUUGGAUACCCUAGCCCCCACGAGCGCGCAUUCUACCUUGCUAUCUGGCAAACCGCAAAGGCCGCAGGACCCAUUGUAGGAGGUGCAAUCAACUUAGGCCUCAACGCACAGACUUCGACUACCGGAUCCGUCAGUUCUAGCACUUACAUUGUGUUUAUUGUCAUAAUGUGCCUUGGAUUCCCCAUUGCGCUGCUUCUCAGCCCCGCUGAGAAGGUGCAGCGUAAGGACCGAACCCUGGUUGUUGUGCACAAGCAGGCCUCUUGGGCUGCCGAGUUCAAGGCUGCAAUCUCUUUGAUUGCUACUCGCCGCGUCCUCCUCCUCCUCCCGUCCUUCUUCAUCAGCUACUUCUAUAACGGCUUCCUCAGCACAUGGCUCACUACCUACUUCACCGUCCGAGCUCGCGCUUUCUCCUCCUUCUUCACCAAUUUCGCCGGUAUUGCGUCCUCGUUCAUCAUCGCUGGACUCCUCGAUCGUCAGGGUAUUCACAUCAAGACCCGCGCCAAGAUCGCCUUUAUCUCUAUCGUUGUCAUUCUCACCGGCACCUGGAUCUGGGCUUCAAUCCUUCAGAACCAGUUCUACAGUGCCCCCGAGUCCCCCGUGUUCGAUUGGUUCACCGGCGGCUUCGGAAAAUCUUACGCUCUCGUCUUCUUCUGGACUUUUGGCGGCCAGGCAUUUCAACAAUUCCUGUACUGGCUUAUCGGUCAAUAUAGCACCGAUAUUUCGUCUUUGUCCUACCACUGCGGUAUUCUCCGUGGAUUCGAGGCUCUGGGUCAAACUGUUGCUUGGGCGAUGCAGUCUGAAGGUGGUGCCAACCACUUUGUCAGCAUCGGUCUCAACUUUGGAAUCACGCUUAUUGCUGUUGUUCCAACCUGGAUCGUCCUGUCCGAGCUUGAGCACAGCCACGAGGUUCAAGUGACGGCCGAGGAUAUCCCGUCCAAGAUCCAGGAUGAGACUCAGGCCGAAAUGGCUGUUUAAAAAGCGGAUUUUUGCAUCACUGCAUACUACAUACAUACACUCCGUACUAGUUCCCGAGGACCGACUUCGGUACGCUAUCCCCGGUUCCAGAUCUGCAUUAGCCCGAGGACUAGGGUCCUGCAUCCUGCACACCGUCGGCCGUGCAAAUGGCUAAAUCUUAAUGUGCUGUUAAAUGCAGGGCCUCGAGAUGAUCAGCAUCUUUCCUGUUUGAUGCUAGUGCUUUUCUCGAUUUGGUACUCUGUGCUUACUGCGCCAAGAAUCUGACAGUUCUUUCAAUGUGUAUUUUGUACGAUUAUUUUGCGUCUUGUAUAAUUCAAAUAUCUAUUCCCCGUCUAAUACUGCAAUGCUGCAGAAGCAGACCCUUGGGGAUCCAAAUGAUAAUCGGCAUGCUAUGUGAUAUACUUGAAAUACGAGAGACAUCAUGAUACCC
Penicillium brasilianum is the source of this 2005-nucleotide messenger RNA. The record is from the annotation of a GenBank genome assembly. NCBI's taxonomy places the organism in Eukaryota, Fungi, Ascomycota, Eurotiomycetes, Eurotiales, Aspergillaceae.